AUGUAUUAUUCCGAUGCCAUAAAACUGCGCAAGAAACUGCAACUUGAUUUUGACGAGCCUUUUAUGUACUUGCUAAAAAAUUAUGGAUCGUGCCUUUUUUAUCGUGGUCGCUUCGAGGAAUCAGUGGAAACGUUACACGAAGCUCGGAACAUAGCUGAAAUGCUCGGUGAAAAACGCCCCUGUACAGCGAAUGUAUAUUAUGCUUUAGCAAGAACAUUUCGUUCCUGGAAACCUGAUAGCCAAGAAGCUGCGAAUUAUGCCAAAGCGGCAGUGGAGAUGAAAGAUUUGUUGGACUCGCUUUACGUAAAAAACAUUCAUUUUUGA
Paramuricea clavata is the source of this 324-nucleotide messenger RNA. The record is from the annotation of a GenBank genome assembly. NCBI's taxonomy places the organism in Eukaryota, Metazoa, Cnidaria, Anthozoa, Malacalcyonacea, Plexauridae.